Haliotis rufescens (red abalone) is the source of this 3604-nucleotide messenger RNA. Its product is annotated as multiple epidermal growth factor-like domains protein 10. The record is from RefSeq and is a predicted model, not a curated record. Gene Ontology annotation, molecular function: scavenger receptor activity. The coding region runs from base 255 to 1484 and encodes 409 amino acids. The transcript is spliced from 4 exons. NCBI's taxonomy places the organism in Eukaryota, Metazoa, Mollusca, Gastropoda, Lepetellida, Haliotidae.
GCUAUGGUAUUUAAUUGCCCUUUUCCCCAUGUGAAAGUUUGUAUCUGUGACGAUUUGACUUUCAAGUCAUAUAUGCAAUAUAUUGACUUAGAUUACGUCGAUAGAACACUCCCUUGUCGAGUCACACUGUGAUUACUAAAUCAUAGCAGCAGACUUCCUUCCGUAAGAGCACAUGAUGUUUCACAUCAAGUUAUAACUUUGUAAUAGGACUAAUUGGACUUUUUGGAUAUGGAGACGAGUUCAGGUGGGGAUUCAUGACCUUUAAUGUUUAUGUAGUACAUGUACAUGUAUAUCAGGGUAUAGUAGAUUGGUGUAUUCAUGCUAUAUCUAAUCCAACUUUCAUAUUUCUUUUUCUAGGUAUCGCCAUUGUUGAUUGUACAGCCUAUCUCUGCCUGUCUAUAUCUCAGUCCGGGACAUGUGAGGAAUGUUAUAUUGGAAGGUAUGGUGAUUACUGUGACAAGAUGUGUCAACACUGUGACACGGGUGGAUGUAGCAAAACAACAGGAGUUUGUCUUCAGUGUCAAGCUGGCUAUUACUCUACAAACUGUUCACGGACAUGUCCACCUCAGUGUAGAGAGAGCUAUAGUGACCGUGUCUACUGUGACCGUACAACAGGGAAUUGUCUGGACGGCUGUAAACCCACAUUGUGGGGAGAUAAAUGUGAACACAAGUGUGGAAAACAGUGUACAGAUUCACAGUGUUUCUUUUACGAUGGUUCAUGUGCUUUUGGUUGCAAGGACGGGUUUACCGGGACUCAUUGUGACAAAACCUGUUCAGUGGGAUGUUUCCACGGCACCUGCAGUCAGCUGGCGGGUGUGUGCCUACAUGGAUGUAAAACUGGCUAUUAUGGGCGCUCCUGUGAUAGAAACUGCACUGAUAAAUGCCUUGACAAAGAUUGCAGUACAGAGAUUGACGGAGACACUCCUCGCUGUACCCACGGCUGUGUACAUGGCUGGAAGCCUCCUCUCUGCCAUAUCCCUUGCCUACCCAACUGUUUAUCGUGCACUGAAGCUGAGGUGUGUACAUCGUGCAAGGCAGGGUUCACAGGAACUAGCUGUGAGAAGAAGAAAUGCAACUGUCUUGGUUCCGGUUGUAGCGAUGACAGAAUUUGCGAUGGAUGUCCUCAUGGGUGGUGGGGACAGACCUGUGAGCUGGCCUGCUCUCAAAACUGCCUCAAAUGUCAACAGAAGGGUGGCAAGUGUACAACAUGUCGCCAAGGGUUCACAUAUGAUGGAAGAAGUCAAUGCACCUCCAUGAUCGAUGGUAACGGAACCUCUCAAUUCACCGACGUCCCAACUCAAAGGCAAGAAUCACAUGUUACCAUUGUGAUUAUUUCAACCAUAGCCUGUCUAAUCGCAGUUUUAAUCGGGGUCUCUAUCAGAUUCCGGGGACGCAUCCUGUCAUCGUGCAUCAAACACGCCCCGGAUGAAAACGCUCCUGAUAAUGAGGAGCCGGAAUCGUCAACAACCGACUUGCUCGCAUAAGAUCGCGAGCAACAAGAAGAUGUAUCGUUGGGUAAUGUGUGUUAAUCAUUUCCAGCUUUGGCAUUAGAAGGUCUAUCUUGAGACAAUCGAGAGUUCUAAUAUGUCAGGGUCGAUCGACCAACAUUCUAGUAUAUACUUUUAAUUUAAGCUCUUUUUAUCAGCACAAACAUGUGAUUUUGAUAUAUCUCAGAAUUGUGCAAAAUUGACAAGUGUAUCGUAUAUCAUGUGUGAUAUUUCUUACACUUUAAUUCCCAAUGGCCAUAGUAACACUUAUUGUAUUGCAUAAAGACCCCUUUGUGGAGACCUUUAGAGUAAAACAUGCGACUUAAUGAAAGUACUUGACAUCACAUGGUUAUAUUUACUGUAGGUAUCAUGCUUUAGAUCUGGAAGUUCAUGUAUUAGCUUUCUGCGUCUAUUUAAUGUUGCAAUCUGUGUGUAUCCUGUAUUACGACAACGGGAUCAGGUGGUCAGGCUCGCUGACUUGGUCGAUGCAUGUCAUCAAUCCCAAUUGCGUGGAUCGAUGCUGAUGAUAUUAAUCACUGGAUUGACUGGUCCAGACUCGAUUAUUUUUAGAUCGCCGUCAUAUAGCUGGAAUAUUGCCGAGUGCGGCGUUAAACAACAAAGCAGCCAACCAACCAAAUCUUGUUUCCGGAUAAUUCCGUAUGUUCUGUAGACCCAAGUCCUUCGAGGCAGCUGAAGUUUCGGUGUAUACAGUAACCAAAAAUAUUAAUCUGGAUACACACAGAUUUCAACAUGAAAAUGACGCACAAAGCUAAUACAUGAACGGAAACAAGAGAUAUAUUGAUAUUUGAAAUAUGAGUACAACACUACACAUAACGAAUGCGUGUAGUUUGUACAACACCAAUACUCGCUGUAAGUAAUCAGUGUAUGUUAACAACACAUCUACAUAUACUGGUUCAGCGUGUACUUGUUGCUAUAUUUAUCGACAAGAAUCAUCUGUCUAUGGUACUCUAGUUUUUAUUAUAUAACACAAAUACUGAAAACAAUCAAAUUUACAUUUACAUACUGCACUGAUUCCAGAUUCCGGAUUUUGUAUCUACAAGCAAACUAUUGUCAGAUGUAUCUCAAAACGAACGACUGCGCAUAACAUACAUGAAAUAAUAAACCUUUAAUAAACGUUUGAUUUAACAGAAAUAUGGAAAUAAGACUUAUCCGAGCGAGGCUUUACACUCUUAGCAAACCCACAUGUUACCAUAUGCAAGUCCAUGAGGUAAGUGCCAGUUCAUGUCAGUAGACGUCCAUUAAUAUAUCGAUCGAUCUACGUAUGUACAACUGCAGUGUUCGUGUUCCCUUCGCAUAACAUAUAUAUGCACGUUUGGAUGAUACGCUGUCGAAUUGUACAAGUGAAAGGGAGAAAUACUCAGCAUAUAUGAUCAACUAUUCUUUACAUGUGUGACCACUCACAAAACAUACUCUUGGGGAGCAUAUUACGUCUUUUUUUAAUUUUACAUGAACAUAUUUGAAGAUGGAAUUACAAUAUGUUGUAUGCAUGCCGUAAUUUAACAUAGUAUUUUAGAUCUUCUACAUAUUCAAUGAGUAUGAUCAACUUAAUGACGGGUACUACAGUGUACUUACAUCUAUAAAAGUAUCCUUUCUAGAAGUGAGUGUAUGUCAGGGUAUCCAUAUCCAUUGUUUGUAAAACAUGCCAAUAAGCAGGUAUCGACCUGCUGUCCUGUUGUACCCUAUGUUACCGUCACUGUUGUAAUUCCUGAUUCUUUAUCAGUAGGAUUGUUCACCAAAACAAAAACAUCGCUGGUGCAAAUUAUCCAAUUAAUUUGCUUUUUUAUUGGUUUUAUUUUCAGUUAUGUGAUUCUUCUGUGACAUUUUUGGUUGAUGUAUAUAGAUUUUGUUUAUGUUUCGAAAGUUCAUUUUUUGUUUGACAUAUUUUGUCUGUGAGUGUGGUGACAUUCUUUCUCUCUGUAGUUUUCAUUCAUUUUUCUGUUAUCAGGUUUUGGUUAUAUCUGGUGCAUUUCUGCAUUGCAAAUCUAUACUUCGUGCGCAACCCCCCUGUCAGCCUUUGUAAAAAAAAAACAUAUUCUGUAAAGUGAGUGAGUGAGUAUGGUUUUACGCCGCUUUUAGCAAUAUUCCAGCAAUAUCAC